UAGUAGUCUAAUGUCAUGUGUGUUGCAGAGCGUCACCGAGGGCGUCUGGCGUCCCUGGCCAUAGCAGUGGUGGUGAUCGCUGUGGGAGUCCCUCUGUGGUGGAGGACCACUGAAACAUACAGAGCAUGGCUACCGGUCACCCAGAUCAACCAGCUAGCUCAGCUGCAGAUCCAGUUGAGUGUGGAAGUGGAGGUGGUGUUCUCUAGAGGAACUCUGAGUACUGAACACCAGAAGAAGAUUGAGCCCACCCACACACGGCAGGAGGAGCACACUGUGGACGAGACCACAGGGUUGAGCUACAGGUAUGAGACUAGAUACAGGACAGCUACCAUCAUGGAGGAAGAUGCCCUGAACCAGCCCACCGCUGCAGAGACUGAUCGGUCUCUUCAUCUGCUCAGUGAGAGCCCCUGUGGCUCCGUGGUCAUCUAUGUGCUCCCAGAAUCCUCCACACUGCUACCAGAGGCUGUGAGUGUUUACGUGGGUCAGAGGCGGACAGCGUUGUUGCGUGCAGGGAGGCCAAUGAGAGUGGGCGUCGGCCUGAAGGAGGUGCUAACUCACCUGGAGGCCCAGGUACAGCAGGUCCUCCAGGUCAUGUCAUUCAGCCACAGUGACAUCACCGCUGCCCUUAGCGACCGCGUCCGCCUCGACUACAGUAGCAGGGAGGGUCUGGCUGACAGCAUGAGAGCCUUCAAGUCCAGUCCAGGUUAUGAAAUAACCUUCAGCUUGUUGAACCCUGACCCUAAAUCUCACCAUCUGCACUGGGACAUAGAGGCAGCGGUCCAGAGCUAUGUCCAACCGCUCCUGUCGAAGCUGGCCCCGGUGGCUGACUUCAGUCUGGACUCACAGAUCCUCUACUACGCCGUCCUGGGGGUCAACCCACGUUACGACCCCUCCCUCAACGCCUACACGCUCAACGCUGACAGCCUAUCUCACGUCAUUAACCCCGUAGAGGCCAGGCUUGGCUCCAGCGCUGCGUCAUCCAACCCUGUCCUGAACUUCCUGCUGUACGUUCCAGAUGCACGCCACUCCCCCCUCUACAUCACCGACCACCGCAAAGACAUUGUCGUCUCCAACGCUUUCAGCUCCCCGCGCUGGGGUGGCAUCAUGGUGUACAAUGUCAAUAAUAGUUCUGGUCCUGGGACAGAGCUUCCUGUUGACAUCAACAUAGACAUGACCAGAGUGAUGGGAGUCUUCCUAGCACAGCUACGGCUGAUGUUGGGUGUCCAGUCGUCAGCCCCUCCCCCUGGCUUCCUGGUUGGCCCGUGUGGCCCCGCGGGAUUGGCUGACUGGGAGUUGGAUCGCCUCUUGUGGAGUCGCAGUGUAGAGAAUAUUGCCACGGCAACGACAACCAUCACCUCAUUGGCCCAGCUGCUGGACCAGAUAGGAAACAUCGUCAUCAACGACAACAUCGCAGAACAGGUGUCGGCAGCGGUCGCCUCUCUCCAGUUGGCUGUGGGUCAGUUGGAGUCAGGGAACCUUGGCCUGGCCAUGCAGUACAGUAAGGAAGCUAUCCUCCAAUCAGAACGAGCCUUCUUCGACCCCUCCCUCCUCCACCUCCUCUACUUCCCUGACGAUCAGAAGUUCGCCAUCUACAUCCCUCUCUUCCUGCCCAUGUGUGUUCCAAUCCUGCUCUCGCUGCUCAAGAUGGCCGCCGAGGCCCGCCAGAGACGAAGGGAGAGACAGGACAAGAAGGACUGAGAUGGAGAGAGAUGGAGAGAUCGACCAAUGAACGCGCACACACUGUCGGUUCACAGGUCAACAAAGUGUUUAAAGGAAACUGUCUGGACUCAUAACCCAGAUAUGAUAUUAAGACCAUUAGAAAUACUGGCUCACAGAAGAUAACCUACAUGGGGCCGUAUUGAUCAACCUUCUCACGAUGAGUGUUGAUUUAGGAUCAGUUUUGCCUUUCGGAACACAUUUUAAUAAGGUUAUGUGGACCUGAUCCUAGAUCAACACUCCUCUGAGCAGGGGUUGGAACCAAAAUUAUUUUCCAAUCGUUCCCGAAGCAGAACCCUGUUCUUUUCGUUCCAUUCCGGUGUUCCAACCAGAUUGUUUUUAUUUUAUUAAAAAACAAGUUACUGUUCAUAUAGUUCCUAUUUGUUCCUUUUUUUAACUCUGAAAUCAAUAUCCUUUUACCAUUUAGGUCAUUCAUUUAUUCCCCCAUUUAGCACCAAUAUGUUUAGGCUAUUACUAGCAUCAAAACUUUACAGAAUUAUAUACUAGACAUUAGGAAUGGUUUUGGAAUAAAAAAAUAACGUUGGUAACCGGUUAUCAAGAUUAGAAAAUAACGGUUCUUUUCCGGGAACACUAGAGAUCACUUUCGUUCCCGGGUUCAGUUAUUCGUUCCUUGGAAAAUGUGGUUCUUUUUUGUUUUCAGUUCUGUUCCCUGAACCGGUUCCAACCCCUGACUGAGACCCUUUACUGCAGUCUGAAACGCCUGGUGGCAGGGGGAGGAUGCCAUCACCAUGGUGAUGUUGAAACGUUUUUACUUGUCUUGUAUUCGCCUGAUGUCUGAUCUGGAAGCAACAGGUCUCUCUUGCACUGUAGCAACAGGGUUUUGAUUUGUUUUAUUUAUUUUGGGAAUGAUGCUUUACUUACGCUCUUGUCGAUUCUUAUAUGAGAGGGACUCGUACGAUUAAUUGGGAAUUAAUUGAUUUGAUAUUUAUUUAGGGAAGGACGUCGUCUAUCAAAGUCUGGUUGGACACAAUCCCAGAUAGAAGAACUGUCUCACUUUCUGAAUUCUAUAUUUUUUGGUUUUGUUUGUUUGUUUUGUACAAGUUUAUGACAAUAAAUAAAAAAAGGGGGUCUGCUCUUAUUUUA
This is a messenger RNA of Coregonus clupeaformis (lake whitefish), 2820 nucleotides long. RefSeq names its product phosphatidylinositol glycan anchor biosynthesis, class S (gene pigs). Bases 16 to 1698 code for a protein of 560 amino acids. Gene Ontology annotation, biological process: attachment of GPI anchor to protein. NCBI's taxonomy places the organism in Eukaryota, Metazoa, Chordata, Actinopteri, Salmoniformes, Salmonidae. Gene Ontology annotation, cellular component: GPI-anchor transamidase complex. The transcript has 10 exons. The record is from RefSeq and is a predicted model, not a curated record.